Messenger RNA from Chroicocephalus ridibundus (black-headed gull), 1192 nucleotides. It is a transcript of the gene PDZD9, whose product is annotated as PDZ domain containing 9. The transcript is spliced from 4 exons. The record is from RefSeq and is a predicted model, not a curated record. Gene Ontology annotation, molecular function: protein binding. Lineage: Eukaryota; Metazoa; Chordata; Aves; Charadriiformes; Laridae.
AUGCUGCUGCCUGCAGAAAGUGCAGAAUUGAAGGGUGACCUUAGAGAAAAUCAGGACAAUGUUAGGGGAACUGUAAUAGGAUUGGGUCUCAUAAUCAUACAGAAUGGGACAUACCUCCAGAUAACAAGCCUUGUUGAGAAAAGCUCUGCAGCUAAAGAUGGAAAGCUCAAACCAGGUGAUGUUCUAAUAAAAAUUGGACAUACUAACAUUUUAGGAUGGACUCCGUGAGAGCUUAAGCAACUCCUGCACAAUAUUCCUAUAGGAACUACUCUACAAAUCAGAGUUUACAGAGAUUUUGUUGAAGUACCUCAACACUGGCAAAAGGCUGUUGAAUUAAUUCCUGAAGUAAAGCUUUCUGUGAUGACAGCAGACACACGUGAAGAUACUGAGGAUGAAGACACCACCACGUCCAGUAGCGAUGAUGAUGCAGACUUGGAAACUUUUCAGUAUAAAUCUUCCCAGUCAUACUGUUGUGAGUUCACACAGAAAUUACCAUCAAUAUCUGAUAUACGCCAGACACUGAGAGUAGGCACAGACACUGGUUGUGAUGUUGUACUUCACAAUUUUGUUGAUGCAUUGUACAAUCCUAAAUUUGAUGCUCGUGAUCUUAAACCCCCUUCAUAUUGGGCUAUGGAAAACGAGACCAGUUCCACUUCCCCCUGCCCUUCUGCAUCAGAUACAUCCUAUCUGGAAGAACUUACUGUUGUUUCAGAAUAGCUCAAAACAUGACUUCUUCAAAACCUGUAUUUCUGAAGUUGCAUUGUAUCUAUUUUCUUUUAAUAUAUGCCUAGACUUCAAAAAAAAAAAAAUAUCCAAGCGUCCCAAGAUAUUUGAAAUGAUAUAUUAGCUAUAUAAAGCUGUUUCAGCCAUGCCCUCCCUGCCCUCAAAGAUGUCUAUCAAUGCUACUUGUGGAGAAGACAUUCAGAAACGCCGCCUCUGCUAGUCCCGGACAAGUAGUCGCCAGCUCUAAGGAAGUCUAAUAUAUUCAUCAUUGCUUGAAGGUAAGUUGUUCAUUUACUUGAUAUAAGGACGGCACAUUCAGUUUAUCAAAAACUUUUCCUGAACAUACAAGAAUACAUGGACAACUAGUGGCAAUUACAGUAUUUGUCUGCAUCACAGUGAUGAUUUUCGAUAUACCUAUUUUUCACAUCAACUAAAAGUCACCUUAUUUUCUCACUGUGGUUUUACUUUC